This is a messenger RNA of Anastrepha obliqua, 903 nucleotides long. RefSeq lists its product as uncharacterized. The coding region runs from base 35 to 796 and encodes 253 amino acids. The transcript has 2 exons. The record is from RefSeq and is a predicted model, not a curated record. Gene Ontology annotation, molecular function: lipid binding. NCBI's taxonomy places the organism in Eukaryota, Metazoa, Arthropoda, Insecta, Diptera, Tephritidae.
CAACUGUUAGCAGCACGAGCAGUUCGUAUUUACAAUGAAAACCGCAAUCAUUUUCUUGGCCAUUGUGGCCUUCGCGACAGCCGGACAAGACACUAAUUUACUUGCUGAUCGCUCCCUCUCCACCACAGCCGAACAAAUUCUUGUGGACAUUCGUGAUCAGAUGCCAUGCGGUUUCCCUAGUAAGGGUAUUCCACCACUCGCUCCACUCAAGAUCCCACACAAAGAGGUCAACAUCGAUACCGAGUCUUUGAAAUUGCAAGGUGUUGUGGACAACUUCCGCUUGAAUGGCUUGAACGAGUUCGAAAUCGAUGAGAUGAAAAUUAAUGCGAUCACCAGCAAAGUAACCUUCCGCUUAAUUUUCAGCAAUGUGAACGUUGACACCCAAUACGAUUUGAGUGCGAUUUUGAAGAAAGCCGGUUUCACUAUUAAUUUGGUUGGUAAUGGGCAAGCUAAAUUCGCUGUUAAAAAUAUCGAUAUUUCGGGUACCAUCAAAUACUCGUUGGGCAUUUUAAGUGGCAAAUUGAAGCUGAAGACUUUGUCCAUUAGUACGCACAUUGGCGAGGUGGAGUCUGAUAUUCAGGGUAUUUUGGGUUCAGCUGGCAUAAACGAGAAGAUGAACGAGAUGUUGGAGGAAGUGGUGCAACUUGCCGUCAAUGAGAACGAAGAAACUAUUACAGAAACUAUUGAGUCGAUUGCUUUACCAAAAGUGAACAACUUCCUAAAUGACAAUUCUAUCUUCGAUUUGAUCAACAGUGGUAAUGAGAAGGUGGAGUGUAUACCUCCUUCAGAUAAUUAAGGCUGUUGACGGCGUUGUAGGGUUGGAGUUUGUUUUAAUGGCCAACUUAAAUGCCGUUGAAAAAAUGGAAUAAAAUGUAUUGUUUAAAAUAAAAUUAAUUUCUAAAA